Penicillium waksmanii is the source of this 1326-nucleotide messenger RNA. RefSeq names its product ATP-dependent RNA helicase SUB2. NCBI's taxonomy places the organism in Eukaryota, Fungi, Ascomycota, Eurotiomycetes, Eurotiales, Aspergillaceae. The record is from RefSeq and is a predicted model, not a curated record. The transcript is spliced from 4 exons. Gene Ontology annotation, molecular function: RNA binding; RNA helicase activity; ATP binding. Gene Ontology annotation, biological process: mRNA splicing, via spliceosome; mRNA export from nucleus. Bases 1 to 1326 code for a protein of 441 amino acids.
AUGUCUCACGAAGAAGAUCUCAUCGAUUACUCCGACGAGGAGCUUCAGACCACCGCGGCGCCCGCGACCACUGCCGCCCCCGCUGACUCCAAUGGCGAUGCCGCCAAGGAGGGUGAUCUGACCGUCUCUGGCCGCCCCGACAAGAAGGGUAGCUAUGUCGGUAUCCAUUCGACUGGUUUCCGUGAUUUCCUGCUGAAGGGUGAACUCCUUCGCGCCAUUACCGACUGCGGCUUCGAGCAUCCAUCGGAGGUCCAACAAGUGUGUAUCCCGACUGCCAUUCUCAAUGUCGACGUUCUCUGCCAGGCCAAGUCUGGUCUUGGUAAGACUGCGGUCUUCGUCUUGACCACUCUUCACCAGCUGGAGCCCGUUGCCGGCGAGUGCCAAAUCCUCGUGAUGUGCCACACCCGCGAACUGGCCUACCAGAUCAAGAACGAGUACACUCGCUUCUCCAAGUACCUCCCCGAUGUCAAGACCAAUGUUUUCUUCGGUGGUACCCCCAUCCAGAAGGACAUUGAGGUCCUCCAGAACAAGGAGACCCACCCCAACAUCAUUGUCGCCACCCCCGGUCGUCUGAACGCCCUGGUCCGUGACAAAAAGCUCUCCCUGCGCAAUGUCAAGUCCUUCGUCCUCGAUGAGUGUGACAAGAUGCUUGACCAGAUUGACAUGCGCCGCGAUGUCCAGGAGAUCUUCCGUGCCACCCCCGCCGACAAGCAGGUUAUGAUGUUCAGCGCCACCCUCUCCCAGGAGAUCCGCCCCAUUUGCAAGAAGUUCAUGCGUAACCCUCUCGAGGUCUACGUCGAUGAUGACACUAAGCUCACCCUGCACGGUCUGCAGCAAUACUACAUCAAGCUGAGCGAGCAGGAGAAAAACCGCAAGCUCAACGAGCUCCUCGACAACCUGGAGUUCAACCAGGUCAUCAUCUUCGUGAAGAGCACUCUCCGUGCUAAUGAGCUCGACAAGCUGCUGCGCGAGUGCAACUUCCCCAGUAUCGCUGUCCACUCUGGUGUCAGCCAGGAGGAGCGUAUCAAACGCUACAAGGAGUUCAAGGAAUUUAACAAGCGUAUCUGUGUCGCCACCGAUGUCUUCGGCCGUGGUAUCGAUAUCGAGCGUAUCAACCUGGCCAUCAACUACGAUCUGCCCGCCGAUGCCGACUCCUACCUGCACCGCGUCGGUCGUGCCGGUCGUUUCGGUACCAAGGGUCUGUCCAUCUCCUUCGUCAGCAACGAGGACGAUGAGAAGGUCCUGAAGGACAUUGAGAAGCGCUUCGAGGUUGCCCUUCCUGAGUACCCCGAGGGUGGUGUCGACUCCACCACCUACAUGGCUUAG